Molecule: messenger RNA, 360 nt
Organism: Acipenser ruthenus (sterlet)
Lineage: Eukaryota; Metazoa; Chordata; Actinopteri; Acipenseriformes; Acipenseridae
Product: ubiquinol-cytochrome-c reductase complex assembly factor 5
Exons: 2
Coding region: 1-207 (68 amino acids)
Source: RefSeq, a predicted model, not a curated record
AUGGUUCCCGGGAGAAGGCGUUUUGGGAUAUACAGAUUUCUCCCAUUCUUUUUUGUGUUGGGAGGAACGAUGGAGUGGAUCAUGAUCAAUGUUAGAAUCGGGAAAGAAACUUUUUAUGAUGUUUACCGAAGAAAACAAGCAGAGAGGGAAUACCAGCAGAGAUUGGAGGAUGGACUGAUUGCUUCAACUGGGGAAACAAAUCAAUGAACGGUCUAAUCUGUGAUAUGUUGUUAUUGUACAGCCCUACAUUGUUUAAGUUUCGUGUUCAAGCCACGACAGCCAAAAUAAUGUCUAAGCUGUUUAGCUUCUGAAUGUUUUCUAAACAAGUCUAUGGACAAUAAACACGUGUUCUAAACAAAA